UUAUUAUUAUCAUCAUCGUUUUUUUAUUCUUCGUUUAUUUGAAAUUUUGGAAAGAAAAAAAAUAAGCAACUGUAUAUGCUUCUUUGGACUGUUCUUCAAGGUUCUCUUUUUCGGUUUUUCGUUUCUUUUUCAUCAUCUCUCUCUCACCGCUUUCCUUCCUUUCUUAUAAACCGUAAUCUCAUCUCCGUUUCGGAUCUUAACCUUAACUACUCUCACCUUUAAUUGCAUAAAAAAAUCACUGCUUUUUUCUCGAUAUUUUUCUCUUUUGUUCAGGUUUCCUUUAAAAAGGAAAUAAAGAGCAAUGUCUUUUGCACGGAAUUGCCAUUUGCAAGGGGGCAUUUUUCAGGAUGAUUACCGGUACCCUUUCAAUAGAAAUAAUUACAACAAUAACAGUUCCAAUAACUACAGGAACUGGAAUUGGAUUAGCAAUCCUACCAGGAAUUUUAACUACUCCCAUGAAUUUUUGGGGCAAUUUGGGGGGCAUAAUAGAGGUUAUAAUUAUGCACAGCUGAAUUAUGCUCCUUCUUUAAAAAGAAGAAAGUUUUCAGCAGCUACUUCAGGAGAUAGUGGUAGACACUAUCCACAAUCGAAUAUGCAUUACACUGCUGGUCAAUUGGACUCCAGCGAUUUCAUUCCUCCUACCAUAAGGUCAAAUGCUGUAACCUCUACAUCUGUCAGCUGUAAACGUGAUCGGUCACAAUUGGAGGAUGAUGAACCUGUAUUUCUUUCUAGAGAUGAGAUUGAGAGAUAUUCACCUUCAAGAAGAGAUGGUAUUGAUGCCCUACAUGAAACACAUCUGCGCUAUUCCUAUUGUGCCUUCAUUCAGAAUCUCGGUUUGCAGCUUGAGUUGCCACAAACUACUAUUGGCACUGCCAUGGUUCUGUGCCAUCGGUUUUUUGUCCAAAGAUCACAUGCUUGCCAUGAUAGAUUUUUGAUUGCUACUGCUGCUCUUUUUCUUGCUGCAAAGUCUGAGGAGACACCUCGCCCUUUGAACAAUGUGUUGAGAGCAUCUUGUGAAAUAUUCCACAAGCAGGAUAUUACAUUCUUAUCCUAUCUGCUUCCUGUUGAUUGGUUUGAGCAGUAUCGGGAACGUGUGAUUGAGGCAGAGCAAAUGAUACUGACUACUUUAAAUUUUGAACUUAACGUACAGCAUCCAUAUGCUCCUCUUACGUCCAUUCUUAACAAAUUAGGCCUUUCACAAACUGCCUUGGUGAAUCUGGCGUUAAACCUGGUCAGUGAAGGGGUCGUUACAAGAUUAGCGUGCUCGCCUGUAUGAUAUUGUUAGCUGGCGGAUUGAUGUGCUGUUCAUGGAAAGUUUUGUUAUUACAUCUGAAGUUGAACUGCUGAUGUUUAUGAUUAUCUUUCCUAUGAUUUAACCCCCAUCAUUUUGGUCAUGGCUAUGAAAGCCACAUAACCUACAGAAAGUAGUCUUGUUAUUUUACUUUUAACACCUUUCCUUUUUUGAGUUUCAGUUUAUUUGGAAGCACUUCUCUGGAGUCCAUGCACAAACUUUGAGUUUGUGAAAUCUGGCUGCCUCCCAGCUUGUUUCCAUUCCACACUGAUCUGAAGAAAAAUUAUUGAUUUGGAAGGGUCAAUAGUGGGGGUUUUCCUUCUUUUUUCUUUAAAAAAAGAUAAUAUAAACAAUGUAUUGAUCUGGUGAUGAUUUUCCAAGUUAUGGAAUCAUGGUUUUUCAUUAUCAGCCUACCUUUUUUCCCUUUAAAAAAAGAGUUUUUUAUUUUUGCCAAAUUCUAAUUUUGAUUCACCAAUUUGUCUAGUUUUUAAAAAGAUUUUUAAAUGGGGGCUUCCAGUUUGAUUUUGCCUAUGGCGGUGUCUUUCUAAUGAAAAAUAAAAGAUCUUUCCAAGGGUUGGUUAUUAUUUAAAAAAAUUUUCUUUUCUGAUUUGAGUACCAGCUGGAUGAGUAUCCUAUGUCUAGGCUUCAGUCCUUUCAAAUUUAGAGUCUAUGCAUACUUGUUGGAUUAUAAACUAGCAUGCAGUACCAGUCAUUUGGGAUGGGUUAGUUGCAAAAAAUAGAUUGGUCUGGUAGCAUGGCACGAAGCAACCAAUUCCAAAAUAUAAUAAAAAGACAUAAACUUGCAUCUUCAAGUUCUAUUUGUCUUAGUUCAAACACAACCCAGUGAUUCUCAUUUAAGUUUUCUCCAUUCCUUCUGAUCAGUUUUUAAACCUUGAAUUGAGUAAUAUCUUGUGGUUGAAUUCCUUGGUGUUGAUAAAUAUAGAGUUUGUUUGGCUUUUGGGAAGAUUCUUGUUUUGAGAGUAAAUUGUUAGUUUGACAUCUAUUUUCUUUCCUUCUUCCCUGCUUUUGAAACAUCUCAGCUGUAUUAUCCUUCCCUCGUAUUUAUCUGUCUGUGUCUCAGCAGAAAUGAUUUGGUUGUAUUAAUUUUAGUUUAAAGCCAGUUAAUUUGCGUUUUAAACUGAAUUUUGUCAAUUCAUUUAGGUUUUGUCAUCUUUCAAUUAUUCUAUCUUUAGACACUGCCAACCCUGCUUUAUGUGGGUAGUCAACAAAUAUGUUUAAGUAUAUUCCACAACUAUAUAAAUGCUUACACUAAUACCGUGAUACCUACAUAUAUUUAGGUAUAUAUAUUAUUUGAUAGAAGAUUGAGAAAAAUACAAAGAUGAAAGAUGCAUUGUCCUUUUAGAUUAUCCAAAAGAAGUCUGCGAAUUAAAUGAAAACCUCUCUGAAUGCUAGUUUACACUUGUAUCUUUUGGAGCCAAUUGCUGUUGCUUGAUAAGCUUAAAUGGCCUUAUCGCUUAGAGCACUUCGGCAAUGCUGGAUGUAUGACCAAACCUAUGAACUGAAGUUGUUGAGAUUAUGAAUCUAUCAGUUAUAAAUUCUGAAUAUGUUACCCCGUACUUAGGCUCAGCCAAAAGUGCAUAUCAUUUGGGAAUUUACAGUCAAUUAGAAUAGACAGUAUGAAGCCUAUCUCAAUGGCUGUGUAGUACUAGACGGCCUGAAUUCUUUAAUUUCUUUUUGGAUCAGGCUUUGACUGGCAAUAUAUUAGUAGGACUUGGUCAUUCUUAGGACUGGGUCUUGUGAUUAUUCAAUGCAUGGUGCUGGUUCAAGACAUGGCAUAUUCAUUUACUGCUUGCCGUUUUGUGAAAGAAUGUUUUUCCAGUAAGCAAGAGGAGAUUGAUAAUUAUAGAGAGAAGUUAUGUGCGUCAGAUGUGUUCGAAAGUUAUUUAUCCUUGUCCGUGUUGGUUCUUCCACCUCCAUACAAGCUGGGCGCUUUAUGAGUCCAAACUAUGAAGAAAAGUAAAUUUAUGGAAAUUACGCAUAUGCAUGCAUAUGCAUAUACGUAUAUGUAUACAUAUACAUCUA
Durio zibethinus is the source of this 3334-nucleotide messenger RNA. The record is from RefSeq and is a predicted model, not a curated record. NCBI's taxonomy places the organism in Eukaryota, Viridiplantae, Streptophyta, Magnoliopsida, Malvales, Malvaceae.